Molecule: messenger RNA, 864 nt
Organism: Peronospora farinosa
Lineage: Eukaryota; Oomycota; Peronosporomycetes; Peronosporales; Peronosporaceae
Source: the annotation of a GenBank genome assembly
AUGCUACAUCCUUUGGAAGUUAUUAAUCUACGUAUGAAGAUUCAGCAAUAUCCUAGUACCAAAUACAGUGGCAUAAUGCGCUCUAUCAAGACUAUUCUCAACGAAGAGGGUGUACGUGGCUACUUUAGUGGCAUGAGCACGACAUUAUUGGCAUCUCCAGUGUGUGCUGCCAUGUAUUUCGGUACAUACGAGACACUGAAAGCCACAGCCGCUCCAUUGGUACCAGAAGAGCAUCGUGGUAUGGUUUACUUUCUUGCUGGAGCUACAAGUGAAGUGAUCAUUUCAGCAGUCAGUGUACCAUCAGAAGUGAUUAAGUCACGAUUACAACUUGGAUGCAAUCCUUGCAAUGCCAGUGGAGGUGUUGUGAAAUAUACUCAGAAUUAUAGAGGUACAGCACAUGCAGCCAAGUCAAUUUUAAGGUCGGAGGGACUACGAGGACUAUAUUCUGGCUACUCGGCUUGUCUGAGUGUAGAUACGUUCUUUUCAGCCUUUUCGUUUCUAUUUUACGAGAAGUUGAAACACAGAUACCAGCAGCAUUUGGCUACGAAUCAUGUGGAACGAUCAUUGAAUUCGGCUGAAUCACUAGCUCUUGGUUCUGUGGCAGGUGGAGUGGCUGCAUUCUUGACGAACCCGUUGGAUGUCAUUACGGUACGACUCAUGACACAAGGCAAGAACAAAAAGUACAGUGGACUGCGUGACUGUUUUGUCAAGUCAAUAAGCAAUGAAGGACCCGGUGUUUUAUGGCGUGGUGCAUGUUGUCGUAUUGUGUCGAUCAUGCCUACCACUGGUAUUUGUUUUGGAGUUUACGAGACAAUUAAGCACACGUUCUUUCAUGGUGACCUAGACGACUUUGACUUGGUGUGA